Molecule: messenger RNA, 1071 nt
Organism: Alligator mississippiensis (American alligator)
Lineage: Eukaryota; Metazoa; Chordata; Crocodylia; Alligatoridae
Exons: 2
Coding region: 1-867 (288 amino acids)
Source: RefSeq, a predicted model, not a curated record
AUGUCUGCGCUCGCCCGCCCGCCGGAGAACCAGGAAGUGCGGCCCAGCAUCACCGGCCGCAGCCCGGCCCUUCCCUUUGCCCCUGCGGCUCCUGGCCCCUGGCAGCCAGGGCAGGGAGUGCCCGGCUGCUGGGCCGCUGCGAGGGGGCACUGGGCUGCAGCCCAGCCCGGGGCAUCGUCUGGGGACAGCAGGUCUCCCCCUCUCCGGCAGCGAUGCCCUGCGCUCACCGCUUCCCUCCAGCUGCAUCACGUCCCCAUCUGGCCGGACCUCGCGCCCGCCCCAGGCCUGGCUGCAGAUCUGGCCUGGCUUCGGCUCCCAGCCAUGGCUCCUCUUCCGCCUUCUCCCUCUGAUGCGCCCCUGCGGCCCCAGCCCGGGCUCUUGUUGAUGUGCCCUCUCCAUCUCCCAUCGGGCGCUUUCGCAGCCCUCGGGGCCUGGCAGUGGCUUCGCUGCGGCGUACCAGCACCUCCUGCACAGCCUCAACCACAUCACCGCUCUCCACCGGGAGAGAUCCCCUCCUUGCCUCUCUUCUCCCACAUCCGAGGGUCCCUCCGUGGCCAUUCUUGGCAGCUCACAGCCAUGGCAUGUCCACCACGGCCCAGGUUCUUCUUGGGUCCCUGGCAUCUACAGCAGGGUCCGGUCUCUGCACGUGGCUGGCUCUCUCCGUGCCCAGACGAGCUGCGUGACCCUGCGCUGUGCCUGCCAGCGCUGCAGCCUGAGAGCUGCUCCUGGCAAGGUAGCUCCUAUGUCACAGCCCUGCAGCCUGAGUUCAACUCUAGCAAAAAAACCAUUAACUCGGGCGUGGAAAUAACUUUCAGCGAAGCAACGGAUGCAGUGUCAACACGCAGAAGACGGCUUGACACUGUUUAAUGAAUCUGAAAAAGAGAUGUCCACUUAGUGCUAAUGACCACAGGACUAAUGAAACAACAGCUUUUGAUUUUUUUUUUUGCCAAGUGUAUCGUGCUUUUUUUUUCAAUGCAAUAGAUGAAUUAGCAAAUUUAUAUUUUGCUUUUGUUCCACUCUUAAAUGGAAGAAUAAUACACUGAAUAAUAAGAGCCCUAGGCAAGCAGCUUA